Messenger RNA from Emys orbicularis (European pond turtle), 5873 nucleotides. It is a transcript of the gene TCF20, whose product is annotated as transcription factor 20. Gene Ontology annotation, cellular component: nucleus. Bases 1 to 5835 code for a protein of 1944 amino acids. The record is from RefSeq and is a predicted model, not a curated record. The transcript is spliced from 4 exons. Lineage: Eukaryota; Metazoa; Chordata; Testudines; Emydidae. Gene Ontology annotation, biological process: regulation of transcription by RNA polymerase II.
AUGCAGUCCUUUCGGGAGCAAAGCAGUUACCACGGAAACCAGCAGAGCUACCCACAGGAAGUGCACGGGGCAUCCCGGCUAGAAGAAUUUAGCCCCCGCCAGCAGGCCCAGAUGUUCCAGAGCUUUGGAGGAGGUGCUGGCAGUGGGCGCCGGGGAGCAACAGGAGCAUCUGCAGCAAUGGCUGGUGAGAGCUCUGGGCACCAGAGCUACCAAGGUUUUAGAAAAGAAGCAGGAGAGUUUUACUACAUGGCCUCCAACAAGGAUACAGUGGCAGCAGGUGGGCAGCAGCCACCUCAGCGCAGGCCGUCUGGACCAGUGCAGAGCUACGGGCCACCCCAAGGAAGCAACUUUGGGAGCCAGUACGGGAGCGAGGGACAUGUGGGCCAGUUCCAAACACAGCAUUCAGCCCUUGGGGGUGUAUCUCACUAUCAGCAGGAUUAUACUGGUCCUUUCUCUCCAGGGAGUGCCCAGUAUCAGCAGCAGGCUUCCAGCCAGCAGCAGCAGGUGCAACAGCUGAGACAGCAGCUCUAUCAAUCCCAUCAGCCUUUACCACAGGCAUCCAGCCAGCCUGCGUCUAGCACCUCCCACUUGCAGCCAAUGCAGCGUCCAUCUGCCCUGCCUUCCUCUGCUUCUGGGUACCAGUUACGAGUGGGUCAAUUCAGCCAACACUAUCAACCCCCUGCUUCUUCCUCUUCCUCUUUCCCCUCCCCACAGCGUUUUGGGCAGUCUGGGCAGAACUAUGAUGGCAGUUACAGUGUGAAUUCUGGUUCACAGUAUGAAAGCCAUGCUGUAGGUUCUAAUUCACAGGGAUAUGGGACUCAAUCUAAUUAUAGCUUUCAGACUCAGCCAAUAAAAAGUUUUGACCAGUCUAAGAUGCCCCAGGGUGGGCAGCAGGGGCAGCAGCAACAGCACCCCUCACAGCAUGUAAUGCAGUACUCAAAUGCUGCCACCAAGCUAUCUCUUCAAAGUCAAGUGGGACAGUACAGCCAAGCUGAAGUCCCUGUGAGAUCACCCAUGCAGUUCCAUCAGAACUUCAGUCCUAUAUCCAACCCAUCUCCAGCUGCCUCGGUGGUCCAGUCUCCAAGCUGCAGCUCUACCCCAUCACCCCUCAUGCCAAGUGGGGAAAACCUCCAGUGUGGGCAAGGCAAUAUGUCGAUAGGCUCUAGAAAUCGAAUUUUACAGAUGAUGCCUCAGCUUAGCCCAACACCAUCCAUGAUGCCGAGCCCCAAUGCUCAUGGUGGAGGAUUCAAGGGAUUUGGGCUGGAAGGACUUCAGGAGAAGAGACUUACAGAUCCAGGGCUGAGCAGCCUAAGUGCUUUAAGCUCUCAAGUGGCCAACCUUCCUAACACAGUCCAGCACAUGUUACUUUCAGAUGCCUUGGCACCUCAGAAAAAAAGUUCCAAAAGGUCAUCGUCGUCUAAAAAAGCUGACAGUUGCACCAACUCAGAAGGCUCCUCCCAGGCAGAGGAGCAGCUUAAGUCUCCCCUGGCAGAGUCCCUCGAUGGCGGCUGCUCUAGCAGUUCAGAGGACCAUGGAGAGAGGGUCAGACAACUGAGUGGCCAGAGCACUAGUUCUGACACUACCUACAAUCGGGGUAACUUAGAGCGAUCCAACUUGUCACCAGCACAAGGCUCUCAGAAUGAGCCAGCCAAACUCAGUACCAGCCCUACAGUUAGGGAAGAUGUGGGUUCCCCGGGUGAAAAGGAAGUCCUGAUAGCAGUGGAUUCCACCCCAAAAGUGAACGAAAAGACAGUUGGGGUGAUAGUCUCUCGGGAGGCCAUGACAGGCCGAGUAGAAAAAUCAGGCAGGCAGGAUAAAUCCUCACAAGACGAUGCUCCUCCAGCUACCCAAGCGCCUCCUGGUACCAGUGGAUUAAAAGAAACUGGGCAGGUGUUACCACAGUCAGAGCCUCAAGGAGGGAGCAAAGGGAGUAAGAGUGGGGAUAACAAUACUAACCACAAUGGAGAGGGAAACAGCCAGCCUGGCCAUGCAAUCAUUGGCUCAAGUUUUCCUGGCAGAACAGAACCUUCCAAAUCGCCUGGCAGUUUGAGGUACAGCUAUAAGGACAACCUUGGGGCUGGCAUGCAGAGAAAUAUUGGUGGCUUUCCUCAGUAUCCUUCAGGUCAAGAAAAAGGGGAUUUUCCAGGGCAUAGUGAGCGAAAGGGCAGGAAUGAGAAGUUUCCUAGUCUUCUGCAGGAGGUCUUGCAGGGUUAUCACCACCACCCAGACAGAAGAUAUGCUAGGAAUGCACAAGAACAUCCAGGCAUGGCUGGAAGCCUGGAAGGAGCCAUGAGGCCCAACAUUCUAAUUAGUCAAACCAAUGAAUUAACCAAUAGGAGUCUCCUAAAUAAAAGCAUAGGGUCUCUCCUGGAAAGUCCUCACUGGGGCCCCUGGGAUAGGAAAUCAAGUGGCACAGCUCCUGAGAUAAAACAGAUCAAUCUGGCUGACUAUCCUAUCCCUAGAAAGUUUGAGAUAGAGUCACAGUCUUCAGCCCAUGAAGGGGGAACACUCUCAGAGAGAAGAUCAGUGAUCUGUGACAUAUCUCCAUUAAGGCAGCUUGUCAGAGAUCCUGGGCCUCACCCAAUGGGUCACAUAGGUGCUGAGGCCAGAAGUGGGAGGAGUGAACGUCUCACUCCUGGUUUAGGCCAGUCAGUCAUCCUCCCUGGUGGCCUGGUGUCCAUGGAAACAAAGUUGAAGUCUCAUAGUGGGCAAAUAAAAGAGGAAGAUUUUGAACAGGCCAAGACCUCAGUCAAUCUCAACAGUAAAAAAUCAGGAGACCAUUGUCAUCCUGCCAAUGUUAAGCAUGAGUCUUUCCGAGGCAAUGCCAACCCUGGAGCUGCAGCCCCUGAUUCUACUCCAGACUACGUCUCCCAGCAGGACAGCAGAUCAACACAGCUAAGACGAGCACCUGGAAGAAUGGGAAGCAGCAGAGAGGGCAUGAGAGGUAAAUCACCUUCUCAAUAUCAGGAUCUGGCUGACAAACUGAAGAUGUCACCAGGCAGGAGCAGAGGCCCAGGAACGGACUUCCACCACAUGAAUCCACACAUGACACUGUCUGAGAGGGUCAGCAGGGGUUCUUUGCAUUCUCCCUUCCCUCAGAACUCUGAAGGCUCAUCUUUGGCUUCGGCAUAUCACACAAACACUAGGUCUCAUGCUUUUGGUGACCCUAACCAAAGUUUGAAUUCCCAGUAUCAUUACAAAAGGCAGAUAUACCACCAGCAGCAAGAAGAAUACAAAGAUUGGAGCAGCAGUUCUGCACAGGGUGUGAUUGCUGCAGCUCAGCACAGGCAGGAAGGGGCAAGGAAGAGUCCAAGACAACAGCAGUUCCUUGAGAGAGUAAGGAGUCCCUUGAAAAAUGACAAGGAAGCAAUGAUGUACAUCCAGGCUAGCUCUUACCAUGAUACUGGAAGCCAAGAAGCUGGGCGCUGUCUCAUAGGGAGUGAUGGUACACAAAACAAAUGCACCGAAUUAAAACAUGGUGUCCAGAAGAUGCAGCAACAGGAAUCUGGUUGGGAUCUCUCCCGGCAGAUCUCUCCUGCCAAGAACAGUGGGCCUCUAGGAGCAACCAAUCAGAAAAGGUUUUGCUCUCAAGAUAGUGAUGGGCAUAGGCGGGAGGAAUCUGCGGAUUUGCCCAAACCUAGUAAUGCGAUGCUGAGGCUCCCUAGCCAAGAAGACCAGUCUCCUCAAAACCCCUUAAUUAUGAGGAGGAGGGUCCGUUCUUUCAUUUCUCCUAUUCCCAGCAAAAGACAGUCGCAGGAUAUGAAGAACAGUGGCACAGAAGAUAAAGGGCGACUGCUUCUCCCCUCAAAGGAAGGAGCUGACAAAGCAUUCAACUCCUAUGCACAUUCAUCUCUAAGCCAAGAUGCUGGCAAGCCACUCCCAAAGGGAGACUCCUCCAAGGAUCUCCAAAGUCCUGACAACAGGAAUUGCCCUGCUGUUUCCCUCACAAGCCCAGCUAAGACCAAAAUAUUGCCCCCACGGAAGGGGCGGGGAUUGAAACUGGAAGCUAUUGUUCAAAAGAUUACAUCCCCCAACAUCAGGAGAAGUGUUUCCUCCAACAGUGCUGAAACUGGUGCAGAUGCAGUCACCCUUGACGACAUCCUGUCCCUCAAAUGUGGACCACCUGAAGGUGGGAGUUUGGUAAGUCAUGGACCAGAGACAGAAAAGAGAAAAGGGGAGACUGUGUCAGAUCCAGUGGGGCAAGUGAGCCAGGAAUUGACUAGUGAAAGAUCUCUGCCAAGAUCUUCAGAAGAGUGGCACAGCAGUGGGGAUGACAAAGUCAAGAAGGAGACACCUGAAGUUGCUAGUGUCAGUAAAGAGGUAUCUGGGGCCAAUGUUGCCACACCACCUUCACAGAAGUCUGGUAGUCAAGGACGAUUAGAUGGAUCCUUAAGUGGAGCUGGAACUCUGAUGUUUCCUGACUCAAAAACAGUUUCUCCUUCCAGUAUGUUGAUUUCUGAACCAAACCCAAAGUCUGAAGAAAAAGAUGGAGAUAUGACAAAUAUUUCACCUAAGCCAGAUGGCUUCCCUCCAAAGGGAUACUUCCCCUCGGGAAAGAAAAAGGGGAGGCCUAUUGGUAGCGUAAACAAGCAGAAGAAGCAGCAGCAGCAGCCACCACCACCUCCUCCUCCACCAGUGCCGCUACCACCACAGCCAUCAGAAGGGACAAGAGGUGGAGAACCAAAACCUAAGAGACAAAGGAGGGAGAGGAGGAAACCUGCAGCACAACCACGAAAGCGGAAAACUAGACGGGCCACUCCAAUUGUGGAACCUCAAGAACCAGAGAUCAAGCUGAAGUAUGCCACCCAGUCGCUGGAUAAAACUGACACCAAGAACAAGUCCUUUUUCCCGUACAUUCAUGUGGUAAACAAGUGUGAGAUAGGCGCUGUGUGCACAAUCAUCAAUGCAGAGGAAGAAGAGCAGAACAAGUUGGUGAGGGGCCGAAAGGGACAAAGGUCACUGACACCCCCUCCUAGCAACACUGAGAGCAAAGUUCUGCCCACCUCAACUUUCAUGCUGCAGGGCCCCGUGAUAACUGAGUCUUCUGUCUUGGGGCAUCUGGUUUGCUGCCUGUGUGGAAAGUGGGCCAGUUACCGCAAUAUGGGAGACCUCUUUGGGCCUUUCUAUCCCCAGGAUUAUGCAGCUACGCUGCCCAAAAACCCGCCUCCCAAGAGGGCCUCAGAAAUGCAAAGCAAGGUCAAGGUACGACACAAAAGUGCUUCUAAUGGCUCCAAGACCGAUACAGAAGAGGAAGAAGAACAGCAACAACAGAAAGAACAGAGAAGCCUGGCUGCCCACCCCCGCUUUAAGAGGCGGCAUCGCUCUGAGGAUUGUGGUGGGGCCCCUCGGUCACUUUCAAGGGGAGCUGCUUGUAAGAAAGCAACCACUGAGGGUGGCAGUGGCAGUGAAAAGACUCCCUUGGACUUAAAAGCCCCCAUGCCCACUUCAGAAGGUGGCCCUGAGCUGGAGUUACAAAUUCCUGAACUACCUCUUGACAGCAAUGAAUUUUGGGUCCACGAGGGUUGUAUUCUCUGGGCCAAUGGAAUCUACCUGGUGUGUGGCAGGCUCUAUGGGCUGCAGGAAGCUGUGGAAAUAGCAAGAGAGAUGAAAUGUUCCCACUGCCAAGAGCCAGGAGCCACCUUAGGCUGCUACAACAAAGGUUGCUCCUUCCGAUACCAUUACCCGUGUGCCAUUGAUGCAGAUUGUUUACUAAACGAAGAGAAUUUCUCAGUGAGGUGCCCCAAGCACAAGCCCCUCCUUCCUUGCUCUCUUCCCUCCUUGCAGAACAAGAUGGUGAAAGGCAGUCUCAGCACAGAGCAGUCGGAGCGGGGGUGAGGGGGGAAGUGUGCUCCUGGGAAUGGAAAUAAAAGCAA